Messenger RNA from Prorocentrum cordatum, 1296 nucleotides. Lineage: Eukaryota; Dinophyceae; Prorocentrales; Prorocentraceae. The record is from the annotation of a GenBank genome assembly.
AUGCGCCGGGAACGCCUACCGCGGCUACGCUCGGAGGUGUCCUGGGCCGCGAGCUUGCGCGGCUGCUGCGGGGAGGCGGCCCAAGCCGAGCUCGACAAGCUGGAGGGUGACACCGCCGCGCUGGUGGCGGAGGAGCGUGCGAGGGCGCUCCAGCAGGAGGCGCGCGCCUUGGAGGAGGCCCGCGCCGCGGCCGCGGCCGCGGCCAGGCGGGCCGCCCCGCAGCGGUUCGGCCUGCAGCAGUCGCAGAGCCUCACGGACCUGCGGCCCAAGGCGGGCGUCGGCGACGCGACGUUGCCCCGGCCAGACUCCGCGGCGGUGCAGCGGCGCAUCGUGCGGGAGGCCAUGACGAUGCUCCGCAAGUGGCAGAGUCACAGCGAGGUAGCUUACGCCCUGUGCGAUUGCCUGCUGCGGAUGGGCGUCUUCGAGGCGGCGGCGGCGGCGUCGGCGGCGUGCCUCACGCGUGGCGGCCCCUGGGCCAGCCUCUCGCCUGAGGGCGCGCCAGGCGGCUGGGGCGGCGGCGUGGGGCUCGCCAGGAGCUGCCUCAGCGUCGCCAGCGGCAGCAGCGCCUCGGUCCUGGGCGGGCUGCCUCUCCUGGCUGGCGUAGCCGUCGGGCUGGACCGCGGGUGGGAGGUGGUCCUCACGCAGGGGAGCCAUGUCGCUGUCGUGCACCGCGGCGUGGUCGUCGUACGGCGGCAGGGUGCCUGCAGAUUGUCCGAGACCAUCUCCGUGGCUGAGCUCGCACAGAGCGUGCAGAACCAGCGCCUCUGGCGGCCCAGCCAUCGCAGAGGGUGCGAUGGGUGGGAGGUGUGGCCGUUGUACUCGAUGCAUCUGCCAGCCGCUGGGGGCGGGCCUCCGCACUUCUGCUCGAACCACUCCUUGAUGCUGGUGAGGGCCGUCGCCGACGUGACCGACUGGCUGCAGCACUUGCACCUCCACCCUCGUCCUCGUCUGAGCUUCACCAGGUCGCAGUUGGCUGCUCCGUCUGGUCGCUCAUCGCGCCGUGCGUGCCAGCCGGCGAGGGUGAUCUCGCUGUCCGUCCAGAACGUCAGGCAAUUGAUGAAUGACCAAAGCUCCGCCCUGUUGUUCGACUGGCGCGCGCCUGGCAGAGGGCCGAACUUCGCGGCUCUGGUCGGGAAGCCUCUGGAGCGCCCGCUGGUGCCGAGCAGCACCCAACUCCACCCGCAUCGCCUGUACCUCACGUCGUUGCUGUACUCGCCGCCUGAGCCGCACUGCCCCAGCGGCGUCUCCUGCUGCUCGGUGCAGCACGGGGUGGCACCGUCCAUGCCUUGGGCGUGA